AUGCCAGCGGGACCUGCUAUCGGCAUUGACUUGGGAACGACGUUUUCCUGCGUCGGUGUUUUCCAAUGUGGCAAGGUGGAUAUCGUAGCUAACGAUCAGGGUAAUCGCACAACGCCAUGUUAUGUGGCCUUCACAGAUAAGGAACGCCUCAUCGGUGAAGCCGCAAAGGCCCAGGCUGGCACGAACCCCACCAAUACGGUGUUCGAUGUAAAACGUCUACUCGGGCGCCGAUUCAUCGAUGAGGCAGUGCAGAGUGACAUGAAGCACUGGCCCUUCAAAGUUAUAAAUUCAAAAGAGAAGCUGAAAAUCAAAGUACAGCAUUGCGGUAUAACAAAGCAUUUCGUUGCGGAGGAGGUCUCAUCCAUGGUGCUGUCAAAGAUGAAGGAGACAGCACAGGCCUACUUAGGGGAAGAGGUCACAGAUGCGGUGAUCACUGUGCCUGCGUACUUCAACGUCAAUCAGCGACAGGCCACAAUUGAUGCAGGAAAAAUAGCUGGUUUAAAUGUUCUGCGCCUCCUCAAUGAGCCGACGGCUGCUGCAAUUGCAUAUGGCUUGGACAAGAAGAGCGAUCAGCAGCGCAAUGUGCUCAUCUUUGAUUGGGGUGGUGGCACCUUCGACGUGUCCAUUCUGUCCAUCGAGAAUGGAAAAUUCGAUGUGAAGGCGGUUGGUGGUGACACGCAUCUGGGUGGUGAGGACAUUAAUUCUCGACUUGUGGCUCACUUUGUGGAGAUGUUCAAGCAAGCACACGAAGGACUGGACUUGACAACCAACAAGAGGGCGAUUGGCCGUUUGAGAAAGGCAUGUGAGGAGGCAAAGAGGACAUUGAGCUCGGCUGAGUACACGAAUAUAGAGGAAGAAUCGUUGUUUGAAGGCAUCGAUUUCAGUGCAAACCUCACACGGGUCCGAUUUGAGCAGUUGUGCUUGGACCUCUUCACUCGGACGAUGGAAACGGUGGAGACGGCUUUGCAUGAUGCCAAGUUGGACAAGGAUGACAUCCAAGAGGUAUUGUUAGUGGGUGGGUCCACGCGUAUUCCCAAGGUGGAGGAGAUGUUGCGGGACUUCUUCCCUUGCAGUAAGCUGAACAAGUCUAUGAAUCCAGACGAGGUAGUGGCGUACGGUGCAACGUUGCUGGCGUCAAAUCUGACUUGUGAAAAUUCAAAGGUGGUGGAGGAUCUGAUACUGCUGGAGGUAACGCCAUUGUCACUAGGUGUGGCAACCACAGGUGGUGUAAUGACGACGCUGAUAAAGCGCAACACGAAGAUUCCCACAAAGAGCACAAAAAUCUUCUCCACGUGCUCAGACGAUCAACCAAGUGUGUUGGUCCAAGUGUAUGAGGGUGAGCGUGCAAUGGUGAAUGACAACAACUUGUUGGGAGAAUUUAAGUUGUCAGGAAUCCCACCGGCGCCGCGUGGUGUGCCCCAGAUUGAAGUGACCUUCAGCAUUGACCUGAAUGGCAUUCUCAACGUGUCGGCGAUGGACAAGUCGGCGGGGAAGGAGAACAGCAUCACCAUCGCUAAUAACACGGGUCGUCUGACAGAAGAAGAGAUCGAGCAAAUAGUGAGUGAUGCGGAGAAGUUCAAGGAGGCGGAUCAAAAGGAGAAAAGUAGGAUGGAAGCUAAGGUCAAGUUAGAGAACUACAUCUUUAGCAUAAAAUGGAAAAUGGAGGAGGAAGAGAUGCAGCAAAAGACAGCGGAGGGGUCGAGUGAAGACAUACUAACGAUGUGUGAGACGACCUUGAAGUGGCUAGACAUCGACCCAGAUGCCACAAAGGAGGACUAUGAUCUAAAGCGCAAAAACCUGGAGACCCUGUACAGCGCCUUUGUAGCAAAGCAGAACCUCUGA
Messenger RNA from Echinococcus granulosus, 1842 nucleotides. RefSeq names its product Heat shock cognate protein. Gene Ontology annotation, cellular component: cytoplasm. The transcript has a single exon. Gene Ontology annotation, molecular function: ATP hydrolysis activity; heat shock protein binding; ATP binding. The record is from RefSeq and is a predicted model, not a curated record. The coding region runs from base 1 to 1842 and encodes 613 amino acids. Gene Ontology annotation, biological process: cellular response to unfolded protein; protein refolding. Lineage: Eukaryota; Metazoa; Platyhelminthes; Cestoda; Cyclophyllidea; Taeniidae.